Messenger RNA from Medioppia subpectinata, 4440 nucleotides. The record is from the annotation of a GenBank genome assembly. NCBI's taxonomy places the organism in Eukaryota, Metazoa, Arthropoda, Arachnida, Sarcoptiformes, Oppiidae.
AUGUCAUCAGCCAUGCCAUCAGCCAUCGCAUCGUUGCUCAUCACUGCCAUCGGUGUCGUCGACGAGUCGGCCAACGGAUCAGACGGGCACGGCUUCGGCGCCCACAUCACGUCCCAAGAUGGACGUGGUUCGCCGACUUUGAGUCACCGGAAGGCGGCGUUAGAGGAGAUCAAACGGGCGGCGCACGUGUGUAACGCGAAUCUACAUCACAUUCAGUUCCAGAAACUGGACUUCGAGGAGAUCUCAGUGGUGGACACGUUCUACAACGCGGAUGUGGCCAUCGUUGACAUCUCCAUUCAAGAGCAACAGAACUCACUCUUCUAUCGGUUGGGAAAUCGGGAGUCGUUUGGAAUGAGACAAAACAUACUGCUCUUCAACGACAGCGCGGCCGAUGUGGUCAUCCCUAUUAAACUUCCCUCUUAUAACUACACAAUCGUCACCUAUAGGUUGUCCGACGAUAAGCACUGCUAUGUGACCGAACCCACCGUCGCUCGACUGGUGGCCAAUUCGGACGAUACGGCCAUUCAAAGCCCCCUCUCAUCCGAAACUAAGACUCCGCUUCACAUUCGGCUCAAGAAGUUAUUACUUGAAGUGGAGGUCCAAACCAAGACUCAUAUGAAGGAAAAGUUUUUAUCGGAUUUACGCAAAGCUCGCGAAUCAUUGAGUGGCGAAGCGUUGGCCACAACUUUGAAGAAUAUGAGGAAACGAAUGGAACACGAUUUGGACCCCAAUCUGGUGUCGGCAGACAUUGUCCACAAUAUGUUGAUAUCGUUUCGUGAGAUCCAAGACUAUGACGCUAUGAUUCAAAUGAUUGACGAUUUGGAGUCUAUACCGAACUCGGCUUUCACUUACACGCCGGCCAUUCGGCACUUGUAUGCCUUUGCGCUCAAUCGUCGCAAACGUGUCGGCGAUCGAGAGAAGGCCCUCGAAGUGGUCACCACUGCUCUACAGAAAGAGGAAAACAAUUUCCCGGAUAUGAUAUGUUUGGCCGGAAGGAUAUAUAAAGACAUUUUCGUGGAGUCGUCCUAUACUGACGUCGAGAGUCUCGCGAACGCAAUCAAUUGGUACCGAAAGGGCUUCGAUGUGCAGCCCAAUGAAUACGCGGGCAUUAAUUUGGCCACUCUUUUGGUGAUCAAAGGCGAAGAGUUUUCGAAAUGUGUAGAAUUACAACACAUCGCUUCCGUUCUGAAUAUAUUGAUUGGACGAAAGGGUAGUUUGGGGUCAAUCCAGGACUACUGGGAUGUGGCCACUUUCUUCGAGAUCAGUGUUCUCGCCGCCAACUACUCGAAGGCCAUUCAAGCGGCCGAAUGUAUGUUUAACCUCAAACCUCCCAAAUGGUACCUAAAGUCGACGGUCGGUAACAUUCGACUCAUCAAUCACUACAAACGCAAACCAGAAGACGCUUUGUUGACACCGGAAGAAGAGAUCUUCCAGUUUUGGAUGGAGUACUUUAUCGAUGCCAUCACUGAUGAUGUCUCGAAUGUGAUUCGCUUUCCGAUGAUUGUGUUGGAAACGGACAAAACUUUGAUGCCUUCAUACGUUACCGUCAAUAUGAAUGGCGCCGACGGAAAGUCACUCCAAAUAAACAACAUUUGUAUCAAUUGUAUUAAAGACAAAGACAACUGCAAACGACCGCAUACUUGGCUUUUCAAUGUCUCUGAAAUAAGAGGCGUCAGUCUAUUCAAAGCGGACGCGAGGUGUCUAUUCCUUUACGUUCAUCACAAUUGCGAUGAUUUUCAGAUGUUUUUCCCUUCAGAACAACUUCGCAAAACAUUUUAUGAUCUCAUUAUUGAAAUGACAGCUGACGAGGAAGGAGUUACUGAUCUCGACUCUAUUGCAGACACCGGACCCAUUCAGGUGCCCAUUGGAAAAGGCACUUAUGGCGUGGUUUUUGCCGCCAGAGAUCUCCGAACACAAGUGACAAUUGCUGUCAAAGAGAUACCAAUCAAAAACAUCGGUGAAGUACAACCGCUUCACGAAGAGAUUCGCCUUCACUCACAGUUGCGCCACAAGAAUAUUGUCAUAUAUUUGGGAUCCGUUUGCGAAGGCGACACAUUCAAGAUUUUAAUGGAAAGGGUUCCCGGGGGUAGUCUUUCCCAGCUAUUGAGGUCUAAAUGGGGUCCUCUUAAAGACAGCGAACCGACCAUUUCUUUUUACACGAGACAAAUACUGGAAGGUUUGAAGUAUUUACACGACCAGAAGAUAGUGCACCGCGACAUCAAAGGCGACAACGUUUUAGUUAACACUUACACCGGAAUACUCAAGAUAUCAGACUUCGGUACUUCCAAACGGUUGGCCGGUAUUAAUCCGCACACCGAGACCUUCACCGGCACUUUCCAAUACAUGGCACCCGAAGUCAUAGAUCAGGGCCAGAGAGGUUAUGGCGCGCCCGCAGACAUCUGGUCUCUCGGCUGCACUAUUGUGGAGAUGGCCACUGGAAAGACGCCAUUCAUUGAAUUGGGUUCGGGUCAAGAGAUUAUAUUCAAAGUUGGCUUCUACAAAGAGCACCCGCAGAUUCCGUCCUCUAUGUCCGAAAAGGCACAGAAAUUUAUCCUCCGGUGCUUUAUUCCCGACCCCUUCCAGAGGGCGACCGCCAAACAACUACUCGACGAUAUAUUUCUCGACACCGGAUCCCAUCGCAAGAAGAAGACAACGCCGUCUCCAUCGCCGUUGACUGUGAGCCCUACGCGCGGGUCUCUCAUAACGGACUUUAAUCGGUCGAUAUCAGUGCCGAUUGACCCCCAAUGCAAAACCGAACGUUUCGAGGGAAGAGUCGCUCGCUUCUCGAGCACUGGUGACGACGGUGCACCCAAUUUGCAUCUCAAUAUAACUCGGCGUUGUGCCAGUCCUUACGAGUCAAGCCCUCAUUCACCCGCUAUGUAUUCUCAGAGCUCAGAAGACGCUCCUUAUGCCCGGCGCUCAAGUGGUGUUAUGCUGUCUCCUCCUGUGGAAGGAGUGCCCACAUUGGGUACUAUAGGAGAGUCAGAACAGGAGGGCUUCUUCCUCCUUAAGAAAGACUCGCAAAGAAGGGCGACAUUAGUACAGGUGAUCACUGACGACGCACAGGCCAUAUGCGAGCUCUGGUUUCAUUUGCUGCAGCAAACAGUGCAGGAUUUAGUGCUCACACAAAGCCAUUUGCAGCGCAUACUACUGCCCGGUCUCCGGGAUUUCAUACCUCAGACAAAGAGAGCGCAUAUCGAGAAAGCGAUCGCUUCUCUCAAAGAAGAGCUUGACUUCGACGGCGCGGCUAUAAAUCAGAUUCAAUUAGCGCUCCUUAGCUUUCAGGAAGCGGUGAAUUUAGUGCUCAGAAACCACAGUAUUAAACCCCAUUGGAUGUUCGCAUUGGACAGUCUGAUCAGGUCUGCAGUUCAGGCGGCCAUUACUGUUCUCUCGCCAGAACUCGGAGAGAAUAUCGCCGGCGGAGAGCUUCGCGACGAAGUGGAGCCCAUUGUUGACAUGGAUCAGGACAGGGAAUCCACUUCUGGUGUCUCCACUAUCAAUUCAACCAAAUCUGUAGUAUUACGACCCCUUAUCAAUGUUGUCCCAUCGGACGACCAAUUGAUCCAUCAGUUGCAGCAAAAGAGCGAACAACUCAGGAGUGAAAACCUCCGUCUCUUUCAGGAAUUGAUUGAGACUCAGGAAACACUACAAGAGAUGAUUAAAAGCACACUAAAUGAAACUAAAGUGCAAAUUAAUUUAGUUCAACAGCAACAGCAAAGUCUGCCAAACAGUCCAAUGGCGAGCACCACAUCUACUUUCACCUCUUCUCAUAACAAUAAGAAUAUACAGAAUAGUGUGGACACGAAUCGCAUUCCCGACAAAGACUUGAUUUCAUUUCUCAAAGAUUUGAAAAUAGAUGACGAAUCCAUUUGCAAAUUCGUUAGCGAAGAUUACACUCUAAAGGAAGUCCUGUCGCUAAUCACUCGUCAGGAUUUAAGGCGCCUUAACCUUAAAGGAGGCGUUGAAUUGAGAAUAUGGAGGGCUAUUGAAGAGCAUAAAAAUCGUAAACCAUUGCAAUUGGAUGUCAUAGAAGAGGAUUAACUAAUAUAUUACAUAAUGAUUUUGUAUUAUUUUAAUGAGAUUUACAAUAUUUUACUUUAACUUUGAGUGCCUUAUGGUUAGAACUGUGUGGCCAUCAAUCAUGCCUUUUAUGCUCAAAAUAACGGUUUUAACUCUAUAUUCAAUUUACUGAAUAUCCAAUUGACGUCAUUUUAAUUUAGAUGAAUAGUUUGUGAUUUAGUGAAACAAUUAACUUAAACAAUAUAUUAUGCAUGCAAUUGAAAGGGACGUAAAAUUCGGUAUUAAUGGUAUAAUUGUUUAAAGAGUUGUGCGAAGAGAUUGAAAUCAUAAUGUAAUCAAUUAUUGUGUGCAACGCUCACAACUACUUAUUAAUUAAUAUUCAAUAUUUUAACUUUUAUCAAAUCAAUAACAAAUUGCAGC